AGAGAAAAAGAGCGCACAGAAAUUUGCUCUCCUCUCUCGCCGCCGCUGAAGUGGAAGGGCCCCGACCUCGCGAGGCGCGAUCUCCGGCGAGCGCGCGGGGGGAAAGAUGGCUGACCCAGAGUUGGAAGCUAUCAGGCAGAGGAGAAUGCAAGAGCUAAUGGCACAGCGUGGUGCGGGAAAUCCGCAAAAUGAAGGGCAACAGAAAGCUCAAGAAGAUGCAAAGCAGGAAGCAGAGGAACGGCGGCAGAUGAUGCUUGCUCAGAUUUUAUCUUCUGAAGCUAGAGAGAGGCUCUCCCGCAUAGCUUUGGUCAAACCUGACAAAGCAAGAGGGGUGGAGGAUGUUCUUCUGAGAGCUGCUCAGACUGGUGGAAUAUCUGAAAAGGUGUCUGAAGAAAGGCUCAUUUCACUUCUGGAGCAAAUCAAUACCCACACUAGCAAACAGACAAAAGUUACGAUUCAGAGGCGCCGGAGUGUUCUUGACGACGACGACUAGCUGCAAGCGUUCUAUGUGUGUACGAUGAGCUGGUGAAGGAGUCCGCACCCCUCAGUAGUGCAAAACUACUCGGUAUAAUGUCGGCAACCAUCAUAACUUGGUUGACUAUUUGAUGGAUUUUCGUCGUAUAUGAAUUAAUUGGAGUUUCUUUUGGCUUGUUCAAUUCGGGGAGGCGUUCAAACUUUUAUAGCUACUCAGUGAGUCAGUGUGCUGUACUGCUGUGUCAAUUUGCGUGUACUCCACUUCCAUCGUAACAUGAGCCAGAUGAUAUAUUACUA
Molecule: messenger RNA, 771 nt
Organism: Oryza brachyantha (malo sina)
Lineage: Eukaryota; Viridiplantae; Streptophyta; Magnoliopsida; Poales; Poaceae
Product: DNA-binding protein DDB_G0278111
Exons: 7
Coding region: 107-493 (128 amino acids)
Cellular component (GO): cytosol; nucleus
Molecular function (GO): DNA binding
Source: RefSeq, a predicted model, not a curated record